Lycium barbarum (goji berry) is the source of this 1281-nucleotide messenger RNA. Its product is annotated as tetraspanin-8-like. The transcript is spliced from 2 exons. Gene Ontology annotation, biological process: auxin-activated signaling pathway. Gene Ontology annotation, cellular component: plasmodesma; plasma membrane. Bases 290 to 1096 code for a protein of 268 amino acids. The record is from RefSeq and is a predicted model, not a curated record. NCBI's taxonomy places the organism in Eukaryota, Viridiplantae, Streptophyta, Magnoliopsida, Solanales, Solanaceae.
CCGUGGACUCUUUACUAAUGAAAUGAAACAGUAAAAAGUAAAAUCAUUUCAACCAGACAGGCUUCUUUCAUUUUCCACCUUUUUCUGCACAUUAUUUGACAUCCUCCACAGCUACCCAACAAUACACAAACCAAAAAAUAACAAAAAGAGAAAUAAAUAACAAAGAACAUAGACUGAUCAGAUUUCUGGGGUUGAUUCUUUCUCAACCCUUAGGAAUCUGAUCUUUCAUACUAUUCACAUUACUAUCAUUUUUUCCCAUAUACAUAAAGAAACCUAAAAAAAAAAAAAAAUGGUUCGUGUAAGCAACUUCUUGAUCUCAUUUGUGAACGUGUUAACCUUUAUGGUUGCAAUUAUGGCCUUAGGAUUUGGCCUUUGGUUUAAAGCAGAUGAAGGCAAAAGCCUCUGUCAAAAAUCAUUAUACAUGCCUUUAAUAAUAUUUGGGGGGUCACUUUUAGUGCUUUCAUUAAUGGGAUUAAUUGGAUCUUGUUGUAGGGCCUCAUUUUUCUUGUGGAUAUAUUUGUUUUUUCUGUUUUUGUUAAUUGUGGGGAUGAUUUGUUUAUCUGUUUUCACCAUUUUGGUUACUAAUAAGGGAGUGGGAAAGGCUUUGUCUGGUAAAGGAGGAAAUGAAGCUAAAUUUGGAGAUUGGCAGAAUUGGUUGGAGAAACAUGUUGUGGAUGACAAACAUUGGGCAGAAAUUAAGAGUUGUAUGGCUACUUUCAAAUAUUGUCAAAUGAUUCCUCGUGGCAAAUCCGCUGAUUUUUACAAAUAUAGCCUCUCCACUGCUCAGUCGAGUUGUUGUAAACCACCUACUUACUGCGGCUUUGAGUUCACAAAUGCAACAUACUGGACUAUGCCGAAAGCAGGACCAGCCGUGCCAGACAGUGACUGCAAGACUUGGAGCAAUACACAGAACGAGCUCUGCUUCAAUUGUCAAUCAUGCAAGGCCUCAUACAUUGAUACUAUCCAGAAAAAUUGGAACAAAAUGACACUUUUAAACUUUUGUAUAUUUGUUUUUAUCAUCAUCAUUUACUCUGUUGGUUGCUGUGCUUUGAGGAACAACAGAUCAAAGGGAUACUCCUACAAACCCUACCCAUAAUUUAUUUUCUAAGUGAUAAGAAGGAGCUUAAUUAUUAUUUGGCUUGGCUAACUAUGACAUUAAUGCUGCAUUUUUGUUAAUUUGUGAGAAGGACUUGAGUACCACUUUGUUAAACAUUUUGUAAAUUCCAAUUUGUAUUGAUUUGUAAAUUUUGGAAUGUUAUUCAAUCUUCACUUUUGUACUGA